Messenger RNA from Pelobates cultripes (western spadefoot toad), 422 nucleotides. The record is from the annotation of a GenBank genome assembly. Lineage: Eukaryota; Metazoa; Chordata; Amphibia; Anura; Pelobatidae.
GAAUCAAAUCCAGAGAAAUUGGAAGAAAGAUAGGAGACCAUUUCACAAUUCUCCUAUCAAGCAUAGAACAGAACCUAGACCCCAAUACCAUCAGUCCUAUAGGGAUGCUCUAUUAUCCCGGAAGACCCCUAGAAAAUAUUCCACUAAUGACUGGACAUACAACAGACCACCACAGAACAGGCAACAACGAGUCACAUAUAACCAACACCAUCAACGAUAUGAACACAGAAAGACAGAGUAUGAACACAGAAACACAGAGUAUCGAGAUCAAGGAAGAUACCAACAUUAUCCAAGACAGACCUCCUUUGUAUCUAGAAGUGGAAAAUCGUCUGACUUUAAGGAAACAUCAUCCCCAAGCCCUAGAAUUCUUCCCCCAGAUCACAGAAAGACUAACUUGGAGAAUAAUCAAAGACAUAUCUCCA